AUCCAGCUCUUUCUACUAAAUUUACCAUCCCCUUUCCCUCCAAUUUAUAGUAAACUCCAUCACUUCCCUCCACAUGCACACUCUCCCAAAUUACACACUUCAUUCUGCAAUAAACCCCCACGUUCUUCUGACAAUCCCUCUAAUUUGCUUCACGCAAGCUGUUUCUAUUUCUCAAUUUAAUUCUAUUCGUACGCAAGUUUUAUUGUUCGUGGUAUGAGUAUUUAUUAACACAAUCUACCGCUCUUUUUCUUUCUCUACAAGCCACCACCACCAAAACACACACACACACACUAUACACACAAUGUCUGUGACGAAACGACAUCCCACGAGCUCACAGUCCGAUCUCAAGAACCGAGUCAUUACUUGCAUCAACAAGCUCUCCGAUCGAGACACGCUCGCCGUGGCAACUACCGAGUUGGAGUCCAUCGCUAAAUCACUGAGUCAUGACUCGUUCUCUCCGUUUCUCAACUGCCUCUCCACCACCGACUCUUCCGAGAAAUCUCCGGUUCGUAAACAAUGUGUACGCCUUUUAGGUCUUCUGUCGACUUCGCACGGCGACAAUCUCUCUCCGCAUCUCUCCAAGAUGCUGGCUGCCGUUGUACGCCGUCUCCGCGACUCUGACUCCGCCGUGCGCGUCGCCUGCGUCGCCGCUGUUUCUGCUAUGGCUUCGGAGAUCACUAAACCGCCGUUUUCGUCGCUCUCGAAACCGCUAAUUGACGCGAUUUUGCACGAGCAGGACUCUAAUUUGCAAACUGGUUCGGCGUUGUGUUUAGCGGCGGCGAUUGAGGCGGCGCCGGAUCCUGAGCCGCUUCAGUUGCAGAAGUUGCUGCCGAAGCUGUUGAAAUUGAGUAAGAGUGAUGGUUUUAGAGCCAAAGCUGCGCUUCUGUCGGUGAUUGGGAGUGUUGUGAGUGCUGGCGGUGCGCAAAGUUCGGGCGUGUUGAAGUGCUUGAUUCAGUGUUUGGUUGAAUUUUUGAGUAGUGAGGAUUGGGCGGUGAGGAAGGCAGCUGCGGAGGCCUUGUUGAAAUUGGCUAUGACUGAGAAGUGUUGUUUGCUUGAGUAUAAGUCUUCUUGUUUAACUUCUUUGGAGAGUCGAAGAUUCGAUAAGGUGAAGGUGGUUCGUGACACAAUGAAUCAGGCAUGGGAGUCGUGGAAGACGAUCAGCAGUGAAGAGGAUUUAUUGUCGCCACAACUGUCUAGAGGGAACUGCAGUGAAUUAAACUCAUCUCCUGUUAGCGAAGGCCCUCGCCAGAUCGAAAUUGAAACUCACAAAGCAAAGAAAAUCAUCCCCAGAAACCAGUUGCCACCAUCUGAUGUUACCCUGAAGCCUAUUGCUUCAAAGACUAGCCAGAGCAAACCAAAACUGCAAUUCAAGAAAACCUCGGAUCAUAAAACUGAAAUUGCUGAACCCCAGCAAACCAAUUUGAAAGUGGUUUCUGGAGAUGAAUCAAGGAUAAUUGACACUACAUCUCCGGGUUCGGUAGAUGAUGGAUGCUGCAGGAUUGUAAAGCAGGACGCAAAACGAGUCCUCUUUAGAAAAAGCCAUGUUGAGAAAUCUCAUAAAGUUGGUAGUUUGAGAUCCAUGUCUCGUGUAGUUCCGUGCAUUGAGAAUGAAACUUUUGAGCCUAAUGGAUUUGAUGAAUUUGCUUACGAAGAUAGUUAUAAAAACCACAAAGAGGCGGAGAAUCUAUCCCUGAUCCAAGAACAGCUUUUGCAUAUUGAAAAUCAACAAUCCAGUCUUUUUGCCCUUCUCCAGAGGUACAUUGGCAGUUCUCAAAGCGGAAUGAACUCUUUAGAGACACGUGUAAGUGGCCUGGAGAUGGCACUGGAUGAAAUAUCUCAAAAUAUAGCAGUAUCAAGUGGAAAUGUAUCAGACACGGACUCUGCAGGAAACACUUGUUGCAUGCUGCCCCGUGCAGAAUUUUUGAGUCCAAAGUUUUGGAGGAAAACGGAAGGGCAAUAUUCGUCUUCCAGAGUAUCUUUCUCCGGAAGAAAGCAAUUACCAUAUGUUGUAUCCGACUUGCCAAAUAAAGAUGCUGAUGCCGAAAAAGUUAAACAAGAUAAUUCCAGGAAUCAGCAGCAGAACAGAAAUAAUUAUCCCAGGCCUAGUAGAAUUCCAAGAAAUAUAAUAGUUUCUGGUUGUGGUGAGCUUGAUGGGGGCUCAGUUGAAAAUUUUGCACGGUAUUAAAACUAGAAUUAUUAUAUACAUCAGAUCUGGGUUGAAGUUGUGUUAGGGGUGGCAAUUUCGGGUAACGGGUCGUGUUCGUGUUAGCAAUCGGGUCGAUUUCGGGUCAAGCUAAAAUCACUUAAAAUUGAAUAAAACUGAAAAUUGAAGUUACUAGAAAUGAAAUUCUGAUUUCGGGUCAUUUCGGGUCCAUUUCGGGUCGAUCGGGUGAUUUUCGGGUCACUUUCGGGUUUCUGUCUCAGUAAAUCGGGUUUCGGGUUGGGUCGGGUUCGUGUCGGGUUUCGGGUCGUGUCUGAGAUUGCCACCCCUAAGUUGUGUAUCAGCCUCGGCAGGGAGAGUAGUAAAAUGAUGUUAUGUCACAUGUAAAACUACAAGGAGGAGCUCGAUGCUUAUGGUGUUUGAUUAAGAUCUUGAUGCAAGAACUAAGCCACUUAUUAUGCAUUCUGGCACUCACAGAGUCGCAGGCUUUUUUUUCCUGAGGACAUAGGUGGUUUGUGAUUUGUAUGGAACGGUCUUGUAUAGUUUUCUUAGUCAUUUCUCUGUUACUCUGUACAUGUUUCAAGUUUUCCCUCUAUAGUUGAGACAGGGUGGCAUUGGAAAUCCAUGUAGUGGCGUCCCGAGCAAAAGAACUGUAUCAACUAGUCUGGUAGUAUCAAAACAAACUUAAUUACUACUACUAGAUGGCAGAGUCUAGAGUGGUAGGUUGAUAGUCCUGGUCUUGAACUAGUAGGAUGUAGUCAUUAUAUCUAAUAUCUAUCGAAAUUAUGAGAGUAGUAACGAAAAAUAGUGAUAUAUGCAUAAAAUUGAAUAUAAAAUUUUAUAAAAUAUUUUUUAGUUAUGCUAUCUAUGUGAAUAAGUAGGAUUACAAAGAUUCUGGAUCCAAUUUUGUUAUAUGAAAUAUUUUUCAAAUUGUAAUUGCCGUGGAAAAAGAAUAAAGAUGUGGCGACAUACAUAGAUGAUUCCUUGGUCCCUCGUACUCAAUUUAAUACCAAUGGGUCCAUUUUCGAACAUGGCAGUGGUCCGGUCAAAUGAAUUACAUAUCCACCGCGGAAAGCCCCUUGCUUUUGUCAAUGGAAUCUUUGGGCACACUCAUUAUUAUAUGAUUAACCCUUCUGUCAAAUAGGCCCUGGGAGGAAAACAACACCUCCGUUCCCUUUCAAAUGAUCUUUAGGUUCUUACACGUAUUUGACGCAGAACAAGAAUUAGCAAAUGAAUACAUGCAACUAUGCAACUUAUAAGUUAUAACUGCAAAAAAUGGAACAGAGGAUUUCAUUUCUAAUGAAUACGCAUUGUUUCUUCAAGAAAUUCGUAUUCUGUUUAUUUCUUUUAAAAUUUUUUGGGGGUUAAUUCGUGAAUUGUAGUCCGUAGGUUUAAAAUUUGUGUGAUGGUCUGGAUGGCUCGUGGCUAUAGUGUGUACAAAGGUUGAUGAAAAAGAUUGGCGAACGAGUCUCAUACUCUCAUUAUCAAUGACCUAACUCCUGCUACAUGUUGCUAUCUAUGCAUAAAGCUUGUGAGUAGAUUCAAGAAAUAUCUUCUGUAGUUAUCAAGUUAUGCGGGUCAGGAAUCACCUCUGCAGCUCUGCUUCGUCUGUUUUCAAGUGCAAUACUGUGCUAGUUUCAUUUUUCUUGCUUUGCUCACUUCCACUCUUAAAUUUCCAAAUUUAAUUGCAUGCGUGCCAUAACCCUGCCAGGUACAAGCUGCUGCUCUUCUUACAUAAGUUUCUUUAAACUACAGUUAUAUAAUUAUCUUCUAACCUUUACUUCUGUGUAGUUUCGAAUGAACGGCCAUUCCCAUAUUUCAAUAAGAAACAUCUCUUCUCAGUGCUCAUGGUUCCUCGUCUCCCUCUCCGAACAUGGGUCACAAUACCAAUACGAAACAGAGUAGUUGUGUAUUGCUUGAUGCUAGCAAGUUGAAACAUACAUGUGUAUAGAAGUUGGGUUAUUUAGAUCAGUCGUACCCUUAUUAAGCACCUAACAAUCUGCUUAGAAGAUUUAGUUGUAGUCUCCUCGCCUCAUAUUUAUCAACAACAAAUGUUAAGUUAGUCAUUUUGCACUUACCGAAUAAGAUUGUAUUGUAAUUAAUACUCCCUCCGUCCCUUUUUA
Molecule: messenger RNA, 4284 nt
Organism: Daucus carota subsp. sativus
Lineage: Eukaryota; Viridiplantae; Streptophyta; Magnoliopsida; Apiales; Apiaceae
Product: TORTIFOLIA1-like protein 4
Exons: 5
Coding region: 302-2185 (627 amino acids)
Cellular component (GO): microtubule
Molecular function (GO): microtubule binding
Source: RefSeq, a predicted model, not a curated record